GUAUGUCUGUUUAAUUAUAACCUCCGGGAGCAGCAAUACAUCUUAAAAGAGGACUAGAUAUUCAUAAACAGCUAUAAUAUUAUAAUCAUUGUUUUAAAAAAUGAGCAUGCAGGCACCGAAAAGAGUAUACUCGCGUCUGCCCGUAUGGAUAGUCGAAGAUCACCACGAUGUAGUUCAGCAUAUAUAUAGGGCGAUUGGUUCCAAGCAUGUCCCGGCAGAUAAGAUAAAACUGGUCCAUUUGGAUUCGCACCCGGACCUGUUGAUUCCUGUAAGCAUGCCCGCUGACACCGUUUUCGAUAAGGAAGCGCUCUUAAGUGAGCUUAACAUUGAGAAUUGGAUCAUGCCCAUGGUUUAUGCCGGUCACGUGUCUCAUGUCAUGUGGCUCCAUCCGUACUGGGCUCAGCAGAUACUGGAAGGAGAGCACAGCAUGUUUGUAGGGAGAGACUCCUCAACAACCACAAUCAGGGUUACGAGUAAGGAUAAUUAUUUCUUAAGUGAUGGGCUUUACGUUCCUCUGGAUCAGCUGGAAGAAGCGAAGCAGCUACAUCUGAGGGUUAUCAGAGUCGACCCAGUCCAGGGUGAAAGCGGCAAAGUCCGGGAACCUGUGGGAUGUGGCGCUAAGAAAUUAAAACGUGCAUCUUCUAACGCGGAUGGAUCAGAGGCACAGGAUGGUGUUAGCCAGACCCCUGACACUGGCAGCUGCCGGUCACAAGAUGGCAGCAACGCGUCAGGCAGUAGCAACAGCAGCACGAAUAGCGACAAGGCGACGUGCUGCUCUCCCACGACUCCGAACACCGGAGCGGGAUCUACGGCUUAUGUGCUCGACCGUCUCCUGCCGGUCAUCGAGAAGACGGACUCCUACAUCCUCGAUAUUGACCUGGAUUUCUUUUCCUGCAAGAACCCCUUCAAGGAGAUGUACACAGAGGAGGAGUAUGAGCUUCUGAAGGAGCUCUACAGCUUUCAGAAGCCCCAUGAAGACGCUGAUGAGGAGGAGAUCAUGGACUGCGUGGAGAGGCGCCUCCGGCAGCUGGAGGCCCUGGAGGCCGCCUUCGCCGAUUUCAUCGAGGACGACGGGGGGGAAACCGUGGCGCGCUGGGAAGCGAGCCCAGGGAUGAAAGGCAUCGGCAGGCUGGUGCAGAGUCUGCGGGCGCGGACGGGAACCCCCGAUUACGAAAUGGUCCACCAAGCCGGGCUGACGUGUGACCACUCUGAGCUUCCUCACCAUGUCAGCGACCUGCAGGAGGUGCGUCGGCUCGUGGGGGCUGUGCACCUCCUCCUCCAGGGGCUUCCCAAGCCCACACUGGUCACCAUGUCCAGAUCCAGCCUGGACGAGUACUGCCCGAUCGUGCAGGUGGAGUCCAUCCAGAAGGGGGUGCUGGAGACCCUGGAAGAGCUGUACGGCCCGCUGGACGUCCACAGGGAGUAUGAGGAGGCAGAUGUGGGGGCUCCUGGAGCUGCAGAGGCAGAACAGCGGCCCUUGGCUGAGUGAUGUGUCGCGACUGAUAGAUGGAUCUGUCUGGUGUGUCGGGAAUAACGGAUAUUAAAGCGGAAUUCCCGGUUCUGCCAGGAAGAUCAUGCAUCAGUAUUUAUAAAAAAACAUCAGUUUGUAGCUUUAUCUACAGAAAGUGCCUCUCUGCACAGAUGACGGACAAUAUUGGAUCCAUCAAGCAAAACGGCAAAGACCCCAACUCUCAUUUGGAACUACUAGCAUUUGUCAUAUCUGACAGUUAUUAAAUGCUAAUCAUGAAUAAAGUAAAUUGUACUUUUA
Molecule: messenger RNA, 1768 nt
Organism: Brienomyrus brachyistius
Lineage: Eukaryota; Metazoa; Chordata; Actinopteri; Osteoglossiformes; Mormyridae
Gene: c4h5orf22
Product: chromosome 4 C5orf22 homolog
Exons: 9
Coding region: 101-1489 (462 amino acids)
Source: RefSeq, a predicted model, not a curated record